This is a messenger RNA of Didymosphaeria variabile, 1059 nucleotides long. RefSeq lists its product as uncharacterized. The record is from RefSeq and is a predicted model, not a curated record. The coding region runs from base 1 to 1059 and encodes 352 amino acids. Lineage: Eukaryota; Fungi; Ascomycota; Dothideomycetes; Pleosporales; Didymosphaeriaceae. The transcript is spliced from 2 exons.
AUGACUCUUGACUACGCCUCCCUCACCGCAAUCCCCAUAAGCUACGCCUCGUGCUCCCUAGGCUCCCCUUCCUCACCACCUCCUCUACUCGACCGCCUCGACGCCAUCUCCGUCGCAAAUUUCACCGCCAUUGAGCUCUCCUUCCCCGAUAUCCUCUCCUACGGCGAAAUCGUCCUCGGACAUUCACCCGACCCAAAGGACUAUGACGAGCUCGUCAAGGUCGCCGAGGCCAUCAAGAAAGAAUGUGACACGCGCAAACUCGGCAUCAUGAUGCUGCAGCCCUUCGCCAACUUCGAGGGUUGGAAAGAAGGUAGUGACGGUCGGAAGGACGCAUGGGAGCGAGCACGCGGUUGGGUACGCAUAAUGCAAGCUGCCGGGACAGACAUGCUGCAGGUUGGGAGCACGGAUACACCGCUCGAGAACGUUGAUUUAGCCAAGGUGGUGCCUGAUCUACGAGAGCUGUGUGACAUGCUCAAGCCUCACGGGUUCAAGGUUGCCUACGAAAAUUGGUGCUGGAGCUCGCAUGCGCCGGACUGGAAGCACGUAUGGCGAAUCGUCAAGGAAGUAGAUCGUGACAACAUCGGUCUUUGCCUCGAUACGUUCCAGACUGCUGGCGGAGAGUGGGCGGAUCCAACCACUGAAUCGGGCCUACUCGACGAUGUCUCCAAGAUUGAGCUCAUCCACAGAUUUUCAGCCAGCUUGGAGGACCUUUCCAAGACUAUUCCCAAAGACAAGAUCUAUCUCCUGCAGAUCAGUGACGCGUAUGAAGUGCCCGAGCCGCUGAGCAAAGAAGUGGAUGAGCAGGGGCUAAGACCUCGCGGCAGGUGGAGUCAUGAUUUCAGGCCGCUGCCGUACAACGGAGGAUACCUACCCGUUGUUGAUGUUGUGACUGCGGUCCUGCGCACUGGUUUCCGAGGCUGGUUCAGCUACGAGGUUUUCGAUGGAGGCCCAGAUGGAAAGGGCAAGGAUCAAGAUCUUGUUGCUUAUGCGCAGACUGCUUACAACGUUCAACAACGGCUGAUUGCCGAAGCUGCAGGCAAGAAAUACAAACCGCAAUAG